This is a messenger RNA of Lacerta agilis (Sand lizard), 1963 nucleotides long. RefSeq names its product single Ig and TIR domain containing (gene SIGIRR). The record is from RefSeq and is a predicted model, not a curated record. NCBI's taxonomy places the organism in Eukaryota, Metazoa, Chordata, Lepidosauria, Squamata, Lacertidae. The transcript has 11 exons. The coding region runs from base 196 to 1875 and encodes 559 amino acids. Gene Ontology annotation, biological process: signal transduction.
GUGUGAGGCACCGCCCUUUGCUUACCUGAGCGCAGGUUGUGGGUUCCCAUGGCAACGGGGAAUAGGGUUAGUUAUGAAGACGACUCCUUGUCCCCUCAGCUGCUAAAAUUGUUAUCUUCGCGCAAGAGGGUUUUUUGGGGUGCAGCUGGGCCAUGGCUUCUUGAGUUAUAGGAUGCUGCUUGUGAAUAAGCUAAAAUGACUGUGAAAUUGCUCUCUCUUCUGCCUGUGCCAUCUGUGCUCUUGGCUUUCUGCCUUGCCACAAGGAGUGAGCAGGAAAGGACAGCAGCUUUACAAGAAUUCUUUUCACUGACAGUUUCAUCUAAUUUAUCGUGUGUGGACCCAGAUCACUUCUAUGAUCACACCAUUUGGACCCAGCAAGAAUUGGUUAAUCAUUUGUUCUGCCCUUUGGAUAACCAGAGCCUCCAGCUUCUUCAGUCUACCUCAAACUUUAGCAUCCAGUGGAGCAAAAACUGUCAUCUGCUUAACUUCACUGCGUUAAGCCACCUGCACAGUACACUGCAGAACACAACAACAUACCUCACCUUUGAGCACGCAAAUGCCAGCGAUGCAGGCAACUAUACCUGCACACUCUACUUGAAUGAUCAGAGAAACAGCUCCUUCACUGUCCGGCUGGUCAUGGCAGAUAUUUGCAGUGUCCUUCCUCGUUUCCUUUACCCCUCCAGCAAUCUGACUUUGCAACGUGAUUUGGGAAGCCAGUUUACACCGAACUGCACUGUGCAGCUGCCCUACAUGAAAAGCUGUGAUUUUGGCCUCCAGUGGAUGAAAGAUGACCAGUUGUUAGACAAUGAGACCUAUGCUGCUUCUACUCAUUGGUUCAAUGACAAUAAAUCAGAGAUAUUUAUCUCCAGCACUUUGGAUAUGAAUGUAACAACAGAUGAAGAUUAUGGAGCAUUUGCCUGCUUGGUUAGAAACAGUACAGCAGUUUUCACACUUCAAAAAUCAGCAGAGACUGCUGGGCACUUGGGCGCUGUGCUAGCUGCACUUGCCACUGUGGCACUGCUGUUACUAAUGGCUGUGAUGUAUGUGAGGUGCCGUCUGAAUGUGCUCCUCUGGUACAGGAAUCGUCAUGGAGAGGUGGAGAUCAAUGAUGGAAAGCUGUAUGAUGCCUAUGUGUCCUAUUCUAACUCAACGGAUGAUAGAAAGUUUGUCAACUUCAUAGUGAAGCCACAGCUGGAGAAUCGUCACGGCUACAAGAUUUUCCUGGAUGAUAAAGACAUCCUGCCCAAUUCAGAACCUUCUGCAGAUCUGAUUAUGAAUGUCAGCCGGUGCCGCCGCCUCAUUGUGGUUCUCUCUAAUGCAUAUCUGGAACAGGAAUGGUGCAACAGUAAUUUCAGGGAAGGUCUUUGGAGGCUGCUGGAACUAUCCCGGAGGCCAAUCUUCAUUGUCUUUGAGAGCCAGUACCGAGAAAUAGUACAUCCAGCCAUAAAUUUGCUGAAGCAGCAGAAGAGUACAGUGACCCUUCUGAUGUGGCGUGCUGGGUCCAUGGCGCCUUCAUCUGAUUUUUGGAAGGAACUGUGCCUCGCCCUGCCACGAAAAGUGUCCUAUCAAGGCCUCAGGGGAGACCCCCAGACCAGUUUCCAGGAAGACAAGGACCCUAUGCUGAUCCUCAACAGCAAUUACUUGGAUUUCCGGGGGGAUUCGCACCCUGAAGGAGACUCUGUUGGCAGGGGGUCCAUUUUCAAAGGCCCACCGCCUCCUCCCAUGAGUGGCCCUGAUGGUCCUCCACUUGGUGCUUUGGAAGAAAUAGAGAUUGGGGAAAACCACAGGAGUGAGAUUGACAUCUCUGAUUUGGGAUCUCGGAACUAUGGAGCAAGGACAGACUUCUACUGCCUGGUGACAGAGGAUGAUGUCUAAGAGAUGCUGAAAUUUUCUUUGGUGAAACUGAUUAUCACGAUGUGCCUUGACAAUGACAAUCAGCUUGGGUAGUUUCUUUGAUCCAUAA